Molecule: messenger RNA, 1764 nt
Organism: Solea senegalensis (Senegalese sole)
Lineage: Eukaryota; Metazoa; Chordata; Actinopteri; Pleuronectiformes; Soleidae
Gene: dipk1b
Product: divergent protein kinase domain 1B
Exons: 5
Coding region: 251-1552 (433 amino acids)
Source: RefSeq, a predicted model, not a curated record
UUGUUCGUCUUCUCUAACGUAUGAUGCGCGUUUUGGCAGGAACAUGGAUGAGGGCAAACGCAGCGUAGAGACUCUGGCUCGUGUCAGCCAGUAAACAACAAAAAAAGAAAGAAAAAAAUCUGAGAGAUUAUGGUGCAUUUAGUGCGUUUUUAGGAUGAGACGCGGCGCGUUUUGUGUGGGUUCGUUGUGAGGAUGUGACCGGACAGAGAUCAGUGCUUUAUCGCUCCGCUGCGUCUCAACAGAGCCGCUCAUGAUGCCCAGAACUGUGAGGAGACUGGUCCAUUUGGUGCUGUUCUGCCCUCUGUCCAAAGGCCUGCAGAGUCGUCUCCCAGCUAUUAAAGUCAAGUACCUUCUCCUGGCGUGGCUGGGCAUCCUCGUCGCCAGCUGGGUCAUCUACAUGCAGUAUGCCUCGUACUCUGAACUCUGCCGCGGGCACGUCUGCCAUAUGGUCAUUUGCGAUCACUACAGACGAGGCAUCAUUUCAGGCUCAUCCUGCAAGGCACUGUGUGAUCAGAGGACGCUCACCAUGCAGCGCUGCAUGUCCACAACCUCCACACAUCAGGUGUACAGUGGCCUGUGGAAGGAGAUUCCCGUUGUGAUCAAGUGCGGCAUCGAGGAUCCUGUGAAGAUCGACGGAGCGCCAGACUCUGUGCUGCGACAGGAGAUGAGCUUAUUUGACAAACCCACGCGUGGAACCUCGAUGGAUGAAUUUAAAGAGAUGCUGCACAGUUAUCUCAAGGUUAACCUUGGUGAGCAGUCAUCUCUGACCACCUUGGUGGACAGAGUCAUUGCCCUCGCUGACGUCAAUCAGGAUAGCAAAGUGUCUCUAGCAGAGGCCAAAUCUAUCUGGGCUCUCCUCCAGAUUAAUGAGUUCCUCCUGAUGGUGGCGCUGCAGGAAAAGGAGCACACUCCCAAGUUGCUGGGCUUCUGCGGAGACUUGUAUGUGACAGAACGUGUGAGCCACAGCUCCCUCUACAGGAUAGAGGUGCCUCACUACCUGCAGAGCCUGGUCCCAGAAGCCUUGACCUCCAGUGUGAACCACUGGCUCGCACCAGCCUGGCCCCGCAGAGCUCGCAUCACCAUCGGCCUGCUGGAGUUUGUGGAGGAGGUCUUCCACGGCUCCUAUGGGAGUUUCCUAAUAUGUGAUGCCAGUCCUCUUCAUGUGGGCUACAAUAACAAGUAUGACUGCAAGAUGGUCAACCUCCACAGUGUGGCGUCCGAGGCAGUUGUCCGGGGAUUUCUGAGGGGACGGCGAUGUGAGACUAACGCAGACUGCACCUACGGCAGGGACUGCACGGCCACCUGUGAUCGACUAGUGAAGCAGUGUAACACGGAGGUCGUGCAGCCCAAUCUUGCAAAAGUGUGCGUUCUGUUGCAGGACUUCCUGCUUUUCGGAGCACCCUCAGAUCUCCGUGGCGAUCUGGAAAAGCAGCUGCGCACCUGUGUGACUCUCAGCGGGCUGGCGAGCCAGAUGGAGGUGCAUCACUCACUGGUCCUCAACAACCUGAAGACUCUGCUGUGGAAGAAAAUUUCCAACACGCAGUAUUCUUGAAAACAGACUAUAAUCAUCCAACGUGCAUUUCUACAUAUUGAGUGAAUUCUCACAUGAACCGUAGACGUUUUUUGCUGAAGAAACUUUGCCAAAUGUUUUAGAUAGUGGUGGUUAUUGUAAAUUUUAAUAUAUUUUCUCUCUUUCUUGACUCUGACAGGAAGCUGUGAAUUAAUAUAUGUAUAUAUAUUUGUAUAUAUAUGUAUAUAUAUUUA